Clupea harengus (Atlantic herring) is the source of this 4794-nucleotide messenger RNA. It is a transcript of the gene rasal3, whose product is annotated as RAS protein activator like 3. The record is from RefSeq and is a predicted model, not a curated record. Gene Ontology annotation, biological process: regulation of GTPase activity. Bases 1107 to 4535 code for a protein of 1142 amino acids. NCBI's taxonomy places the organism in Eukaryota, Metazoa, Chordata, Actinopteri, Clupeiformes, Clupeidae. The transcript is spliced from 18 exons.
AGUGAAUGUUUGAGAGUCCAUGACAGCUGUAAUUAGGCAUUUCAAAAGUAACCGUAAACAUCCCCCUCAGAGACAGAAGACAGACGUUUCAGUAAACUGCAAACUGCACGUCGAGAGUGAUCAGCACAGGAAGUGGUUUUCAAAUGGUGCUUGAUGAGAAAGGAAGCAUCACAGCAUUGACAGGAAACUAAAGUCAACAGCCACUGAACAUCCCACACAGACAUCUGGGUCAUCAAAAGCACAAUAUGUCCAAAUAGAAGAGGUAUUAGAAGUUAGGCCAAGUUAAAGAUUGUUUCUGUCUUUGUGUGUGUACAUGGCUGUCCUGUAAUCUUACCAAGACAAUCCGCCUGAGCUGUGUGUAUGUGUGUAUAUCACCUUCUCAAAUAUGAAAACACACUUAUUACCACUACGGAUUCAUACACCACAACAUCAACACAGAGCUCUUUCUUCUUCUUUCAGCUCUUCCCUACACCGUGUUUUAGAAUUCUCAAAUUCGAUUGGAUCACAACUACCCACUGAAGACACCCUGUGCUGAGCAUUACGAUUAGACCACAGGGUUAGAAGACUUGAGAGUUCACUUUAGUUCUGUGACUUCAUUUCAGUUUGACUCACUUUUAUUCACUGUUCUUUUACGCUGAAGGAUAGACAUAAAACCGCAAACUCCGUUCCUGAGUGAGUCAUACAGUAUUGUGCAGUUAAGCAGAAGCCAAAAACAGGAACACUUUCUGCAGUAGUAAAGGAGAGUGAAAAUCUCUUUGAUAGAAAGAUUAGAGAGACUAAAAGUGGUUCAAAAGUGUGAAAGCAGACCUGAGAACACGAGGGACAUUGAAACAAAACAUGUCACCACCCUGCAACGGGUGGGUAAGACGAAGGUUUGAGAGGAAGCAGGCGUUAGCGAAGGUGCCUGUCACUCAUAUAUGCUACGUCAGGAAGAGGUGAGAAAGAAAAAAGAGAGAAAAAAAAAGCCCAUCAACACUGCCAGUGAGAACAGCGCUGCCUGCCUCUCUACCCACGUCCAAGUCUGCUGAGUUGUUGAGUUUUAUUUCCUGCUUCGAGUGGAGUGAUAAGAACCACGGUACAGGCGGGGAGUCGGGCCCGCACUUAGCAUGGGCAUGAGUGAGGAGUCUGAACCAGAGCACGCCGCUCAGCAGCUUAAGAAAGAGGAAGAGGUGGGGAGCGCAGAGAAGGACGCCCUGGUGGAACAGCCCGCCGAGCAGCCGCAAGAGGAUGUCAACCUCCUCAAGGCGUACGUGUGGCACACCGGAGCCAAGUCGCCCGCCGACGCCUCGAAGGCUGCAGGUGGAGGCCAGGGCGCUGCCAUGGAGAAGCCGGAGAAGAGCACCAAGUGGAGCAAGGUGCAAAACUGGCGCAAAGCCCUCAGCGAGGACACCGGGGAACGAGCCGCAGCCGGCGGCCGUGGCGGGGAGGAGAAGCCCAAACCGGACAAGCAUGGUGCUUUAAGGAAGAACCCAUUUCGGAGGGCCCACUCGGAGCCUCCGGGGUCGCUGCUCUCCUCUGUUCUGUCUCCGUCGGCCUCAGCGACCCCCACCUCCGCCGCCGCCGCCGCCGGCACGUCCACCGAAGCCUCAGGCUCAGUCAGUCAGGAGACAGCGCAGAGAGGCAAAUUCAUGAAAUACUUGCAAAACGUCUCUCGGAAGAUUAAGAAGCCUCGACUGCAAAGCCGCAGCAGCGUACCAAUCGCUGAGAAAGACAAUGAAGAUCACGAGGCUGAGGAACCUGCCAGACUUUCCUGGGUGCCCCCACAGGACGUCCCCGUGUGGGACAUCAACAACUGUGUCCUGCAGGACGGACAGAUCCUCAUCAGAGAAGACGAGCCAAUUCUGCGAACCCGCAACCGGGCCAGCAGCUGCCUGUCCAGUCUCAGCCUCCAGAACCUCGCUGAGAGCCACACUAACCUGGAAUGCACCCCAGAUCACGUGGCUUCUACAGGUGGUCAGAAGAAGAGCCAGGAGGGAGGGGUGACGCGACGGAUCAAACGUCGUUUCCAAGCAGGAAAAAGCAACGCACAACUGGAUAAUACUGGAUUAACCCGUAGUACUAAACACUUUGGCUCUGGGGAGUCUCUGUCUGUACCAGUCACUGCUGCGGAGAAUCUGGAUCUUAGUGCUGACCAGAGCACCAUCAUCAGGCCAGUGCACAGCUCCAUCCUGGGGGAGAAGUAUUGCUUUGAGGUUAUCAACUCAGAAAACAACCACUGCUUUGGGUGCAGUUCAGCUGCAGAGAGAGAUAGAUGGAUUGAGAAUUUACGACGCACUGUCCAACCAAACAAGGACAACUGUGAACGCACAGAACACUCUCUCAGCCUGUGGUUAACAGAGGCCAAGGCCCUGCCCCCCAAACGACGCUACUACUGUGAGCUGCAUUUGGACGGCACCUUGUUUGCAAAAACCACAAGCCGUGACGUCGGCAAACCCACCCAGCAGUCCAGCCAGGCCGGUGAUGGGGGCGCAGGAGCGGCAGGUCUGGGGCCAGGAGGUCAGAUCUUCUGGGGUGAACUCUUUGAGCUCGACAACCUUCCUCCCGUCACCAAAAUCACUCUGCACCUCUUCCGUGACGAGGAUCCCAAGAAAAAGCGCCACUCCCGAGACGAGUCUUUCUACUAUCCUCUGGGCAACGUCACAUUGCCUCUCGCUGACAUACAGGGACGCGCCUUUCAAGAGAAGUGGUAUCCCAUCAUUCCCUUCAAACCACCUGGAUCUGGCAACAGCAAGGACCAACUGGGGCCCCAGGCCUCCCUCAGGAUCAAGGCCCGCUUCCAGAACCUGCGGGUGUUGCCCAUCGAGAGAUUUAAGGAGUUUGCAGAGUAUCUCACCUUGAACUAUGUAAACAUGUGUGGCAGCCUGGAGCCUCUGUUGAACGUGAGGGACAAGGAAGAGUUGGCUGGAGCGUUGGUGCACGUGCUCCAGAGCAUCGGAAAAGCUAAGGAUUUCCUGAUUGACCUUGGAAGUGCAGAAGUCCAGCGCCUGGGUGAGAAGGAGGCUCUAAUUUUCCGGGAGAACACCCUGGCGACGAAGGCCAUCGAUGAAUACAUGAAGCUCGUGGGCCAGAAGUACCUCAUUGACACACUGAGAGACUUCAUUGGUCAGCUGUAUGAGUCGGCUGAGAGCUGUGAGGUGGACCCCAGAAAAUGCCCCCCAUCUGACCUGGCGAAUAACCAGAAACAUCUCAAAGAUACCUGCGAGAGGGUGGUGCAGAGAAUCACUGAGAUGCACAGCUCCUUCCCGGUGGAACUCAAUGAGAUUUUCUCCAAAUGGACGGACGAGUGUGAAGGGCAGGGACGUCCCGAGAUCGGCCAGCGCCUCAUCUCCGCGUCACUCUUCCUGCGCUUCCUCUGCCCGGCCAUCCUCAGCCCCUCGCUCUUCGGCCUGAUCCAGCCGUAUCCAGACGCCUCAACUCUGCGCACGCUCACGCUCACAGCCAAAGUCAUCCAGAACCUGUCCAACUUCACCUCGUUUGGCGAGAAGGAAGAAUACAUGCUCUUCAUGAAUGGCUUCUUGGAACAACACUGGGAGCGCAUGAAAGAGUUUUUGCAAAUGGUGUCCAACCCAGACAGCGAGCCUGACAUGGCCCGCUUUGAUGGAUACGUGGACCUGCCUCUACGGCUCGCUGUUCUACACAGCCUGUUGGUAGACAUCAUUGGCGCCAUGAAGCAGGACACCAUAGACAACUUGGAGCCCCUCCCAACCAUCCUGAACCAGAUCACUGACUACCUUGGCCCUGAUGCCCCUCGAAUCACUGUAAAUAGCACUGAAAAGUCAAAGCCCAUCUAUGUCCCUCCCAAGGACUUAAACAAAUACAGCCCCCACCACAAUUCCAUGCAACAAUUGCCUGAACCCAAGCAAACUCCAGGGACGGAGAGGCCCAGGAGGCUUGUGUCGAGGACCAGAAGUGUCCCAAGCCGAACAUUGGCAUCGCAAAAACACCUCAAGAGACAGACCAGCAGUGAGAGCCUCAAGAUCGAGCAGGAGCAAGCGAAACUGCAGCCACAGCAGCCGGAGAUCUCUCACCCCAAGACACCCAACAGACUAAAGCCCCAGCAUACCCCUGUGCCAUGGAUUAUGGACACAGAACCAGGAACUGGGGAUCAGAUUCCAGCACAACUUGAGCAAAUCAGCCUGUUGGACAAGGAGCUGUCGGACCUGCGUCUAGGAGUGGAGCAGGUGACGGAGCGAGAGCUGGAGAUGGCCAAACGGCUGGAGGACUUCAUCGUCCAGAGUCAGGACCAGAAUGCACAGCUGCAGGCUGAGGUCCACGAACUGCAGAGCCAGCUUGCUAUGCGUGAGGAGCAGCUUGCUAGCGCCACCUUCAGGCUAGGGGUUAUAGAGGAGGAGAGGGAGGAGGAUGAGAGGAAACUGACUAUCGCCAUCGCAGCAGCAGAACGGAUGAAUGUUUUGGAGGAACAGUUUGCGGGCCUGAUGAAUGAUGUGCACCAGCUUAGAGAUACAAACUCUGACAAUGUGAAGAACACACCUUAUUAUGGAAUGGGGGAUCAGCCUCAAAUGAACAGCAACUGAUUUCAGGCAGUUGCCAAGCCGUAGACCUGGAUUAGGUGUAAAAUGAAGGUAACAGUUCACUGCAAAGUAUUAUGCGUUCCAAAGAUAUGAGAGAAACAAUGAAUUACAAGAUAUAAUGGGAAAGUUUCGUACGAAAACAGCAAAUCUCAAUAUGUAAGAUUAUCAAUGUAAGAUUCUCCCUCAAUGUAAGAUUCUGAAAUGCUUUAAAGUUUUGCUCAUUCUAUUAUCUUUUUUGUGACCAAUAAAAUUACUGAAAACA